AUCAAUGGAUCAGUAAUCAGACCCAUCUCAAAUAGCAUAACAGACAUAACUAUACAGCUUCAAAACAAAUUUGGAAGACUGAAUGGCUUUGAGUUCCUGAAUGUAACCAAUAAGAGCAACACGGUUCUUGGCUUUGACACAGCUGUCAGCGUCAAAUUUGACACUUCUACACUUCAAAGGAUUGUGACUGACCUGGAAUCUGCGCUUAAAGCUGUACUUUGGGUCGACACUGUAGGAAUGGUCACCAUAGAGUCCCCAAGUGAUACAGUGAACUACGAGUCUGACCCAGUACUGAAAUGCACAUUUGAGGAGGCGUCAGAUAGUGCUGGCUGGAACAUGAGCACGCAGUAUCAACGCUUUGAGCUCAACACAGGCAGUGUGGUGAAACUGAACAACAGCUGUACCACACAGGAAUACAAGUCUUGUGUUGCAGUUACACUCCAGAAGGUGACAGGCCUCUGGUCAGGCACAUAUGAGUGUGGAUUCACCACUGGGUCAGUCAGGCACACAGCCAAGGCACAACUGAAUGUGGCACUCCUACCUGAUGUGAUCACCUUGACGAUCAACCCUCUUACUGCAGACUGUACAGCAGUGCCGAAAAUAGACAAAAUAAAGGUCACUGCCACCAUCGCAAACAGCACAGAGAACUUUGACGUUUGCUGGAGCCUCAGUGGUGGAGGGACCAACUCUAUAAUUAAACAAACUAAUGGAAAUAACCUGGUCUAUAAUUUUGACACUUCUGUCAGUUGCCAGGAAACCCCCAACGCACAAUAUGUAAAUGUCACUUUUAAGAACACAAAAGGACAAAUAAGAAGUGCACGAGUGGAUAUCCCAGUAAUUUAUGCGGGUGUAUCGUUUUGCAGUGAAGAUGGGUCAUGGCCAAAAACCCCAGAUGGAGCCACAGUGAUUAAUCGAACAUGUGAAGUGGGCAGGGUUGGCUAUAAGUCGCGCACUUGUCAAGGCACUACCUGGAUGUCGGUGUCCUCCUACUGCGUCAGCGAACAGUUGAACAAAGUUGUAGGUGCUGCAGACAACUUUGUCAAGGGACUAGGGGCUACCCAGGAUGUGGCCAUGACUAUAUUUUCAGGACUUAAGAACAGCUCUCUAUUGGCUUCUGAUUACAGUAGCUCUAUGGCCGACAUUAGAGCUUCCGUCAAUGUUCUUGAUGCAAUGUCCAAUGGAUCAAAAAAUGUUGUCUUGCAAGAUACUCUCUUUCCUGAUUUUAUUAACGCAGCAAGCAAUAUGUUGAACAAGACCUGGGAUGGGGCCAACAAAUCUGUUGUUCAGACCAUCUCAUCGACAUACCUUCAGUCUGUGGAAGGUCUGGUGAAGAAUAUCCAUGUCAACACGAGCAAUGGAAUGAAGAGUUCUAAUUUAGACCUCAAAUUCUGCUCUGGGAGUGACUGUAAUAUUUCUGUGUUUGACAUUAGCGUGAAUCUGAACAAGACCAAUGGACUAAUGAAAACUGUUGCUGUGAAAAAUCUAAUGGAUAAAUUAAAACACAACUCCAACAUGGACUCAACCAGCCUCUUAAUAUCGGCCACACUUGUGAACAACAAUGAUACAUCUUUAGAAAUUCGACUGCAGUUCCCCCAGAAGCCGCUGAAUCCCAAUACUAAACCUGUUUGUGUCUUCUGGAACACCACAGACGGGGAAUGGUCGACUGUGGGAUGCACUGCCAAAACUAGUGAUGGUAACCUCACAGUCUGCGAAUGCAACCACCUGACUUCGUUCUCUGUCCUCAUGGCCAAGAGUGAUAUAUCUGAUCCAAUCCUAGAUAUGAUUACCAAUGUGGGCUUGGGUGUGUCCAUCUGCUCCUUGCUGAUCUUCCUCAUCGUUGAGUCUCUAGUGUGGUCGGCUGUGGUCAAGACCAACCUUUCCCAUUAUCGUCACACAGCCAUAGUGAACAUUGCCAUAUUUCUCUUGCUCGGUGACUGCAGUUUCUUGGCUUCCACCUCUCCUCAGACUCUCAGCGAAACCUGGUGCCUAGUUUUGACAGUAUGCAAGCACCUGUUUUUCUUGGCCAUGUUCAGCUGGAUGCUGUGCAUGAGUGUCAUGCUCGUCCACCAGCUCAUCUUCGUCUUCAGCCCGCUGAGAAAAAGAGUCUUCAUGUUCUUCUCCAGCAUCACGGGCUAUGUUUGCCCAGUGUUAAUAGUGGGAUCCAGCUAUGUGUAUUGCAAAUACACCAACAAGCUCUACUAUAAUAAGGACACAUGCUGGCUAGUUUAUAAAGGACUUUUGCAGGGUUCCGUGUAUGCUUUCAUCCUACCUAUUGGAACUGUUAUUUUGACAAAUCUCUUUUCCAUGGUGGUCGUCAUUCUUACGCUCUUGAAGUCCUCGGCCCCUGAGGGCAGCAAGACAGAUGACAAAGAGACAGUCAAAAGCAUCCUUAAAGUGGUGGUCUUUCUAACGCCUGUCUUUGGAGUGACAUGGGUUAUUGGCUUCGGUUUGCUCCUACUGGAAAACAACCCUACAAUGUUUAAUAUUGCUAACUACAGUUUUACCAUCCUCAAUUCCUUCCAGGGCCUUUUCCUUUUGAUAACAGGGGUUUUUGCAGAGCAGAAGGUUCGCGAGGAAUUGUUUAAGAUCAUAACAGGAAAAUCAAAAGGAAAAACUGAGAGCACUAAGAAUUUGAAUUCAACCACAUACACAAAAGACAAAUGAAGACCAAGAUUAUGGAGAAGGAAACGGCAACUCAUAUGUACUGUAUGCAGCACCACUUGUAGACUACAACUCUUAAGAGUCAAUAUAUUCAUUAGACCAGGGGUCGGCAACCAUAGUCCCGCGUGCCCCCAACCAACGGCACCCUAGCAAUAAGUGCAAGAGAGUUUUUUGGAAAUGUUCCAAUCCCCAUGCCAAAUGAGCUCUUUCACAGCCAUUUGCAGGAGCACGGCCUGUUAUUUACGAUAGUUUUUCCCAUCCGCAUUCAGUGACAACCUGCCCUAUUCUCUCUACUCUCUGCCUCUAAUUGGCUAGUACUUUUUGCCUUCUUCACAGAAUGCGGUGCAAUGG
Molecule: messenger RNA, 3012 nt
Organism: Sander lucioperca (pikeperch)
Lineage: Eukaryota; Metazoa; Chordata; Actinopteri; Perciformes; Percidae
Product: adhesion G protein-coupled receptor F4-like
Exons: 13
Coding region: 238-2664 (808 amino acids)
Biological process (GO): cell surface receptor signaling pathway; G protein-coupled receptor signaling pathway
Cellular component (GO): membrane
Molecular function (GO): G protein-coupled receptor activity
Source: RefSeq, a predicted model, not a curated record